Schistosoma mattheei is the source of this 725-nucleotide messenger RNA. NCBI's taxonomy places the organism in Eukaryota, Metazoa, Platyhelminthes, Trematoda, Strigeidida, Schistosomatidae. The record is from the annotation of a GenBank genome assembly.
CCAAAUCACUUAUUCUGUUGUUUUGUACAAUGUUCGCUUAACCAAAGUUCAAUGAAGCAAUUGAUGAAUUUUGUUAUAAAUUUGUGUAAUUUUAUUGGAUGGAUCAUUAGUAAUACUGAACAUUCGAAUAAUUCCAUUUCAAGUGGGAAUUAGUGAUUGUGGAAGGAGAAUUUCCAAAGUUGAAUUGUUGACAUACCUUCGUUGCAAUUAGUUAAAACAUGAUGAUUGAUGAAAGUUCUCCUUGCAUCUUUGAACACUUUUCUGGAUUUAAAGAACCAGUUGUUCUCAUUGGUUUCAUAUUAAUGCUUAUAGAUUUACUUAUUGGAUCAAUAAUCAUAUUGAUUAAGAAACUACAUUCCACAUCCAUAAUAAACAUUUGCUUUAUGGCUUUAACGUAUGUUGUACUAGGUGCAUCCGGGAUUUGUUGGUGCUGUGCAAUGCUAAUUGUGAUUGCAUACACAGCAUAUUAUUUGGGAAGACGCAGAGAAGAAGCACGGUCACAGUUUACAUACAUUAUUUUCUUGGGGUUUUAUGAACUAAUGGCACUACUUAUCUGUGUACAAUUUUGUUCAAAUUUAUUCUUCAGUUAUCAUUUGAAUAUUUGGUAAACUGAAUGAGACAAUGAUUGAACAUGAUGAAUUGAUGCUAUUCCACUGAAUGUUUUUAUAUGUUUGAAGAUUACUGUAAACUACUUUGUUAUUUGUAAUAGAUGUUCUGUUAAUAGA